AUGCUGCGCCUGCCAGAUGGCCAGAUCUUCACCGUCACGCCCGUCUUCGCCGGCGUCGGCUUCCGCAGCCAUGAGCACAGCGCGCACCACCACCCGUACCCGGUCGGGUGGACGACGGUGCUGCACACGGAGGAACGUGUCCCCGUCGGCGGCGAGGCUGGCGGCGGCAGCGUCAGCCUCGGCCAUAACCGCAGCCAGAGCUACCGACAGAGCUUCAGCCAGAGCCGCGAGGAGGUGACGACGCCGACGACGCCGUCGACGCCCGUGACGCCCAUGACGCCCAUGACGCCCUCAAGGGUGGCGAGCAAACGGUACAGCUCGAGCUCCAACGCGAGCAUCGGCUCCGCCUUCGGUCCGCCGGCACGCACGAGGACGAGGCCCUUCACGGAGCCGACGCUCGACGGGGACGUCCUCUUCAUCUCGUCCAUCUCGAACCCAUCGAGCGCCGAGUUCAAGCCGGCGGCGAGCCCGACCCGCCAGCUCGCCAUGAUGCUCUGGGUCACGCUCUACUGGUACUUUCACCAAGCCGAGCCGCCGAGGCGCAGCAGGCACAGGCCCUCGCACCAUCAUGGCCCCGACUGGAGGAUCAGGAUCCGGCGCGACGGCAUCCUCCGCGGCCGCAACCUCAUCCCCAAGCUCGAGCGCAUGGGCCUCAUCGCCUGCGAGGACAGCACCGUCGGUGCCGACGGCGACGAGGCGGCCGACGGCGACGGCUGGGGCCACAUGUUCGCCUCGCGUCGCAUGUUCUGGCAGAUCCCCGGCCGCCUCUUCCUCUUCUCCCUCCAGCCGGCCCGCGUCCCCUCGUCGUCCUACCCGGGGUCCCCCGUGGGAAGCCGGCCGAGCUCGCCGAGCCGGCUCGAGGCCCGCGGUCCGCCCCCGCAGUCGCCCCCUCAGCGGUUCGACGCCGACUUCCCGAGCAUCCCCGUGCCGCCGACGCCGACGACGCCGGGGUCCUUUGCCGCUUCCGCCUCGGGAUUCCUCCACGGCCCCGGCUUGGUCUCGGCCAUUCCCGUCGGUCCCUUCCAGUCGAGCUCCCACCUGCCGACCUACUACCCGCCGGCGCCGCUGCAGUACGUCGUCACCGACGGCGUCCGGCACCCCCUCCGGCCGAAGCCGCCGCGCAUGGGCGAGGUCUUUUACACGCGCUUCGUGCCGAGCCACGGCCAGUACCUCGCCUUCCGCGUCGCCUCGUGCUCGCCCCAGCCGGUGGCCUACCUCGGCCCCGUCGGCCCCAAGCCGCCCGUGGUCGGCGGUGGCAUGUCGUCGAUGAGCGACAACGCGCUGCUGCAGUCCUGGCACGUCAUCCCGCGCAUCCGCGAGUUUUGGGGCGACUACGACGGCCAGGCGCUCGCCGCGAGGCUCCGCGACAAGCACGCCUUCCCCGUCAUCGGCCUCUGGGACGGCGUGCCCUUUGGCUACUUUGAGAUUUACUGGGUCAAGGAGGACAUGCUCGGCCGCCAGGUCGGCAGGGACAGCGCCGACUGGGAUCGCGGCCUUCACGUCAUGAUCGGCGAGGAGUGGGCGCGGGGCAGGGUGCCGGCCUGGCUCACGGGGCUCGUUCACUGGUGCGUGACGGCCGACAUCCGGACCAUGAGCAUCUGCCUCGAGCCGCGCGUCGACAACCACAGGAUGAUGCGCCACCUCGAGGCCCUCGGCUUCACCAAGGAGAAGCUCGUGACCUUUCCCCACAAGAAGGCAUGGUACAUGAAGUUGAAGAGGGAACUGUGGGAGGGGCCGGCAUUGUGA
This is a messenger RNA of Drechmeria coniospora, 1746 nucleotides long. RefSeq names its product putative lysine N-acyltransferase C17G9.06c. Bases 1 to 1746 code for a protein of 581 amino acids. NCBI's taxonomy places the organism in Eukaryota, Fungi, Ascomycota, Sordariomycetes, Hypocreales, Ophiocordycipitaceae. The transcript has 2 exons. The record is from RefSeq and is a predicted model, not a curated record.